Molecule: messenger RNA, 612 nt
Organism: Acromyrmex echinatior (Panamanian leafcutter ant)
Lineage: Eukaryota; Metazoa; Arthropoda; Insecta; Hymenoptera; Formicidae
Source: RefSeq, a predicted model, not a curated record
CUGCAUCAGUCGUUCAGACAGACCGCUACUGCAACAUUUUUCAAGCAUGUACGAUUCCAUGAGAUUUUAUGUUCAAGAUGAAGAGUUUUAUAAAAGCAAUUUCUUGUAAUAAACCCCGUCAUACACCUCGUAUUGGGAAGAAGAUUUACACUGACAGCUUACAAAUACCUGGAUGUUGGAAUCGUCGUGGGACUUGUGUCUUUUGUGGAAAUCAUAAUUGGCGACAAAGUAACAACAUAAUCUUGCCUCGUGUAAUGUGGCAGGCUUUCAUCGAAAGACGCGUGGAUAUUGAGCGAUUCGUGCAAUCAAUCGCACCUUCAUUAUCGGUCCAAGGUCUAGUGAUUGAAAUCGUAAAAAUGCCGGAUGUGAAUGUAGUCAAAUUAACACUGCGCGAAACAUGUCUGUGUAUAUGAAGCCGUCAACCGUGCUCUUUAUGUUCUAACUCAAACAUUGUGUCGAGAACGUAUAUUCUGAACUGUGCCAGUAUACGCAUAUCGUCAAUGAAAAAUUUAAAUGUUUUGUACUUUUAGGAGAAAAUUGUAUCAUCGAUAAAUGUGAUGCUGUAAAUUUUUUGCGCAAAAUUUAUAAUAAAAAAUCAAAUAUAGAGUGUGA